UUUUUUUUUCUUUCUCCUUUCUCUUUUAUUUUAUAACAAAAAAAAAAAAAUGUCGUUUUUUACCAACUUGAUUACAGAAGUAAGCAAUUUUUUCGAUUCAUCUACUGAUAAUGAAGGACAAGAUGACUUUAUUGAGCAACAAUUAAUGAAUGAAACUCAUCGAUAUAAUUCUUUUGCUGCUGUAAGACAUAAUGCACAAGUAAAAUAUUAUGUUGAUGGUCAAAACUAUUGCUGGUAAAAUAAGAAUAAGAAUAAGAAUAGUAAUAAUAAUAAAAGAAACUUAUUUAUAUGUAUUGCAGGGCUGUCUCUGAGGCUAUAGAAAAUGCAAAAGAAUGUAUUUAUAUCGAAGAUUGGUGGUUGACUCCUGAGCUGUUCAUGCGUCGUCCACCUUCUAAAUAUCCUGAAUAUCGUCUGGAUACUUUAUUAAAAAGAAAGGCAGACCAAGGUGUAAAAAUUUAUGUUGUUGUAUACAAGGAAGUGGAAUUGGCUUUGACUUUAGAUAGUAGACAUACAAAGGAUGCCCUUCAAGCUCUAAGUGAUAAUAUUAUUGUUCAAAGACAUCCUGAUCAUGAUAUUGGAGGCACCUUCUUUUGGUCCCAUCAUGAAAAGUUUGUUAUUAUCGAUAAUCAAACCGCAUUUUUAGGUGGGAUUGAUUUAUGCUUUGGUCGAUGGGAUACACAUGGUCAUCCUUUAGCUGAUUUUAAUGGAAAUGACCCUGAAAGUGAAUUAUUUCCAGGUCAAGAUUAUAAUGAUGCUCGUGUAAGAGACUUUGAACACGUCAAGGAUUGGGAUAUGCGUCUUAUUGAUAAAACAGUUAUUCCUAGAAUGCCAUGGCAUGAUAUGUCUUUAUGUGUUAUGGGUACUCCUGUAUUAGAUGUUGCACGCCACUUUUGUGAACGUUGGAACUUUAUAAAACACGAUAAAGCCAUGAACAAAGACGCUAUUCCUUUUUUACAACCUCCUUUAGGUGGUAUGGGUCAUCAACAAAAUUAUAUGGAAGAACAUCCUGAAGAACAUCAUUUUAGGAAAAUUCUUUACAGACAUAGAACUCACAAUGUUACAGGUACUAUGAGAGCUCAAGUACUUCGUAGUAGUGCUAAAUGGAGUUCGGGUAUCGAACUUGAGCACUCUAUUCAAAAUGCUUAUAUUGCUACUAUUCUUGCUGCUGAUCAUUAUAUUUAUAUUGAAAACCAAUUUUUUAUUACUGCUACAGAUAAUAAGGAAGAUAAUAUGAUCAAGAAUCAAAUAGGUAAUGCUAUUGUUAAACGUAUCAUUCGUGCACAUGAAGAGCAAGAAAAGUUUAAAGUAUUUGUAUUGAUGCCCUUAAUGCCUGCUUUCCCUGCUGAUCUUAGUACAAAGGAUGCAGCUACUGCUAGAUUGGUUAUGCAUUAUCAAUAUAUUUCUAUUUGUCGUGGUUCUGACAGUAUUGUUGAAAAGCUUAAAUCGUGUGGUAUCAAUCCGGAUGAUUAUAUUCGAUUUUAUAGUUUGAGAAGUUAUGAUCGUAUUAAACGUAGUCAAUUGGAGGAAUUAUUAGUCAAGGCAGCAGGCUAUACAAGUACAACUCAUCAACAACUAUCAAAUGCAGAUGGUGAAGAAGGUGAGACAGCACAAAUAGUUCAUCAUGCUGGUGAUCCAGAAUUUGUGGAAGGCACAGAAGGUUCAUUUGGUGUAGAAGAAGAUGUAGAAUAUAGUCGUAUUCCAAGUGAAAACAAUUAUAAUUAUAAUUAUAAUCCUGAAGAUGAAGGAAUUGCAGCUGAUUCGAUCGCUAAGGAUGCUAUGUUGGAUGGUGAUAUCGAAGCUGAGCCUUGGGUCAAUGAUACACAACAAGAACAACCACGUGAUGAAGAAGCAGAAAGAGAAGAAGCAAGUGAUUAUGUUACAGAAGAACUUUAUAUUCACGCAAAACUUUUAAUUGCAGAUGAUAAAGUCGUUAUCAUGGGCUCUUGUAACCUCAAUGAUCGCUCACAGUGUGGUGAUCGUGAUUCUGAAAUUGCUUUACUUGUUGAAGAUCAAGAGACGAUACCCUCUCGAAUGAAUGGUCACUAUUAUGAGGCCAGUCGUUUUGCUGCUUCCUUAAGACGUAGUUUAUGGAAAGAGCAUUUAGGUUUACUUCCAUGUAACGAACCUGACCAAGUUACUAAUAAUAUGUUACCUUUACCUGUACCUCAAGAUGAUUAUACAGGUACAGAAGAAGAUGAACAAGUUAUUGAUCCUCUUGAUGAUGAAACACUUGAAAGAUGGAAUUUUACAGCAAAAACAAAUACUGUGGCUUUCCGUGAAGUAUUUCAUUGUGUUCCUGAUGACACUGUCACUGAUUGGGAGGAAUAUAAAAGCUUUUACCCUGAUCCUAACCAAAUUGAUAUAGGACAUGUUUAUGAUCCAGAGAUGUCAGUAGAAGAUAUAAGAGAUCGAUUAGCUAAUAUUCAUGGUCAUUUAGUUGAAUUCCCUUAUCAUUUCUUGGAAAAUGUUGAUCUUCAAGGAGACUCUAUUCCAUUCAUUGGUGAUGAUAUUCAAGAAUUAUAUACUUGAAUAGGAAAAUAAGCUUUUAUUAUUAUUAUUAUUAAAACACGUUUUUUUUUAAUAAAAAAAAAAAGAGAACCUUAAUAUUACAUAAUAUAAGGAUUAUGAAUCAUACGGAAAAGUACGGAUGAACCUAGUUUAAUUUAUUAUGUAGAAGG
Messenger RNA from Cokeromyces recurvatus, 2678 nucleotides. RefSeq lists its product as uncharacterized. The transcript has 13 exons. Bases 289 to 2529 code for a protein of 746 amino acids. The record is from RefSeq and is a predicted model, not a curated record. Gene Ontology annotation, molecular function: D-type glycerophospholipase activity. Gene Ontology annotation, biological process: intracellular signal transduction; cell motility; phosphatidic acid biosynthetic process. Lineage: Eukaryota; Fungi; Mucoromycota; Mucoromycetes; Mucorales; Mucoraceae.